Molecule: messenger RNA, 711 nt
Organism: Condylura cristata (star-nosed mole)
Lineage: Eukaryota; Metazoa; Chordata; Mammalia; Eulipotyphla; Talpidae
Gene: SH2D1A
Product: SH2 domain containing 1A
Exons: 4
Coding region: 19-405 (128 amino acids)
Source: RefSeq, a predicted model, not a curated record
CCGAGAGUCCACCAAGCCAUGGAUGCAGUGACUGUGUAUCACGGCAACAUCAGCCGGGAGACAGGCGAGAAGCUACUGCUCUCCAACGGUCUGGAUGGAAGCUAUUUGCUGAGGGACAGCGAGAGCAUCCCAGGCGUGUACUGCCUCUGUGUGCUGUAUCAAGGUUUCAUUUAUACAUACCGAGUGUCCCAGACAGAAACAGGUUCUUGGAGUGCUGAGACAGCACCUGGGGUACAUAAAAGAUUUUUCCGGAAAAUAAAAAAUCUCAUUUCAGCAUUUCAGAAGCCAGAUCAAGGUAUUAUAAUACCUCUGAAGUACCCAGUAGAGAAGACCACCUCAGCUAGAAGUACACAAGGUACUACAGGGAGAAGAGAAGAUCCUGAUGUCUUCCUGAAAGCACCAUGAAGAAAAAUAGAACAACUUGUCCCUUAUUUUCAAUAAUUUAAAUAUACUCUAAGUCAUAUAUAUAUUGUAGAUAAUACAGUUCACUGAGUUACAAAUGUAUCUCUCAAGCUAUCCUACUCUUGUAAAGGAAGCAUGCAGCAUGAUGUUGAAGCUGAAAUGGACUUUGAGGAUAAUGAGGAGCUUCAGAAUGAGGGCUGGGAAAAAUAAUUCUACAGGUUAUUCUAUUUACAAAUGGAAAACAAUUUAAAAUGAUACUUUAUAAAAGAUUAAUGUAAAUUCUUGCCAAAAAUAAAAACAAUCCCCAAU